AUGCCAGCCGGGACGAAUCGCAGCCGCGUCUAUGUCGUGGGCGUCGGCAUGACCCCAUUCUUGAAGCCAAAUCCCGCCAGAGACUACCCUCCCCUGGGCCUGGAAGCCGGCACAAAGGCUCUCCUCGAUGCCGGCAUCACGUACGACCAGGUGCAGCAAGGUUACGCCUGCUACGCCUUUGGAGACUCGACCUCCGGGCAGCGGGUGUUCUACCAGUUCGGCAUGACCGGAAUCCCUAUUUUCAACGUGAACAACGCUUGCGCCACCGGCUCGUCCGGCCUGUACCUCGCUCGUCAGUCUCUUAGCCUUGGAGCCGCUGAUGUUGCCCUCGUCAUCGGUUUCGAGAAGAUGCAGGCCGGUCGUAUCAAGAAGGCCUUUUUGGAUCGUGCCAUUCCCCAAGGUCUCCUGGCCGAGAAGAUGUUUGCUCUGAACCCCAACAGUGAGCCGGGAAAUAUGAGUCUCUUCGGUAACGCGGGCUUAGAGUACAUCGAGAAAUACGACGCCGUUCCUGACGAUCUCAACGAGAUUGCCCGCAUCAACCAUGCUCAUAGUGCUCAGAACCCUUACAGUCAGUUCCGUACCGUUUACUCUCUAGACCAGAUCAAAAGUAGCCCAUCUAUGUAUGGCCCGGUCACGAAACUGCAAUGUUGUCCAACAUCAGACGGCGCUGCCGCGGCCGUCGUGGUAUCUGAAGCCUGGUUGGACAAACACCCCGAGCUGAAAAGCAAGGCUGUAGAGAUCGUUGGCCAGUCAAUCGUUACCGAUCAAUCCGAUACUUACGGGACCUCUUCUAUGGAUCUCGUUGGCUAUCAGAUGUCCAAGCGUGCUUGCCGCGAAGCUCUUGUCCAGGCUAACGUCUCCGUCUCCCAAGUCGGAGUGUGUGAGCUCCAUGACUGCUUCGCCGCAAACGAGCUGAUUACCAUCGACGCCUUGGGUCUCUGCGAGCCCGGCAAAGCGGGGAAAUUUGUUCGCGAGGGAAAUAUCACGCAUGGCGGGAAAGUCCUGGUUAACCCUUCUGGCGGCCUGAUUUCAAAAGGUCACCCAUUAGGCGCUACUGGACUGGCACAGUGUACUGAGCUGGUGUGGCAGCUGCGUGGGUGGGCAAAUAACCGCCUUGCCCCCCAAACUACGGUGGCUUUGCAGCAUAACCUUGGCCUCGGCGGCGCCGCGGUGGUCACCGUCUACAAGCGCGCCGACGGCAAGCAAAAUGAUCUUCGACCCAAUACGGAAAUUGCCGAGGCAUCUGGGCUGGGAUACAACCCUGCGAUCGAAGCGAAGCAGGUCACUGUUGCGCAGGUGAAGAAAGUCUUGAGCAGUAGGCAUAACAGCGAAUGGGCUCGUGUUGGUGGGAAAGGGAAUGACUUACAGGGACCUCUUCUCGCAAGAAUGUAG
Coccidioides posadasii C735 delta SOWgp is the source of this 1392-nucleotide messenger RNA. RefSeq lists its product as uncharacterized. The record is from RefSeq and is a predicted model, not a curated record. Gene Ontology annotation, molecular function: acyltransferase activity, transferring groups other than amino-acyl groups. Lineage: Eukaryota; Fungi; Ascomycota; Eurotiomycetes; Onygenales; Onygenaceae.